Molecule: messenger RNA, 2219 nt
Organism: Coffea eugenioides
Lineage: Eukaryota; Viridiplantae; Streptophyta; Magnoliopsida; Gentianales; Rubiaceae
Product: zinc finger protein GAI-ASSOCIATED FACTOR 1
Exons: 3
Coding region: 521-1996 (491 amino acids)
Cellular component (GO): nucleus
Molecular function (GO): DNA-binding transcription factor activity
Source: RefSeq, a predicted model, not a curated record
GAAGGGUUUCCAGCAAAAAAGGGGUGAAAAAAAAUAAAAACCAUCUUCUUGUCUGUUCUUUCCAUGUUAUACACUUUCGCAUGGCGCCCUUGAAUUGAUAGGGUAGCCCAAUAGAGAUAGAAAGAAAGAGAAAUCUGAAUUUUGUUGCAGAGUUGAUCAGACAAGUAAACCAACCACGGUUAGAUGGUGACUCUAAGAAUCACCUAUCAUCAUCAUUUCUUCACGAGAUUUUGCUUUCAAAGCCAAAACCCACUGAGAAUCUGAACUGAUGCCUUUCUGUGGCGAGAUGUCAUAGUAGUUGCCAUCUGUUGUUUUUUCCUCAAACACAUCAAUAUUGCUUAGCUUUGUCUUUUAAUUAAAUUGGCUUCUUCUACAUAUCCAAGCUGUUUUCCUUCCAUCUCUUUGUUUUAUCUCCGAGGGUCUUAAAAGAGUUUGUUACAUGGACAGUAAAUGGUUCAAGGAUUCAAACAAAUAAUACAUCAUCAGACUAAGCCACCUUUCUUUCUUGUGUUCUUUUGCAAUGUUUCACUACACAGUAAUGUCUAACUCAGCUUCUCUGUCUGAGGAAGCUAGUGUCUCUUCUGUCUCUAAGGUUCAAGAUUUUGGCAGCUUAAAUCCUAUGGUUCAGACCAGUUCAUCUCAUCAGCAGCCUCAGAAGAUCAAGAAGAAGAGAAAUCUCCCUGGAAAUCCGGACCCUGAUGCUGAGGUGAUUGCAUUAUCACCAAAGACACUUCUGGCUACAAAUCGUUUUGUUUGUGAGAUCUGCAACAAGGGAUUUCAGAGAGAUCAGAACCUUCAGCUUCAUAGGAGGGGCCACAACCUUCCCUGGAAACUGAAACAAAGAAACAACAAAGAAAUCAAGAAAAGAGCGUAUGUUUGCCCAGAGCCCACGUGCGUUCAUCACCACCCCUCAAGGGCUCUUGGUGAUCUUACGGGGAUCAAGAAACACUACUGCAGGAAACAUGGGGAGAAGAAAUGGAAGUGUGAGAAGUGCUCAAAGAUAUAUGCAGUUCAAUCAGAUUGGAAAGCUCACACAAAAACCUGCGGAACUAGAGAAUAUAGAUGUGAUUGUGGUACCCUUUUUUCCAGGAAGGAUAGCUUCAUCACCCACAGAGCAUUCUGCGAUGCUUUGGCUCAGGAAAGUGCAAGACUCUCAGCAAACUCAGUACUCGCCGCAACAGCAGCAGCCACCGCCAACCCACAGCUCUUCCGUCUAAAUUUCCAUCAGACCACCACCACCCCAUCAUCCCUCUUCCCAUUCCCGCCAACCCAACAUGAUCAACAGCAGCCCCACUUUCCAAACCCUCCUACUCCUACUCCAACUGAUCAUCACAUUUCCCUUAACCACCCUUGGGUCGAUUCUUGUCAAAACCCUAAACCUACCCAAUACCCAAACCAACCACAACUUCUUCACGAUAUCAAGCCUGAAACCCUCCACCUUCCCAUUUCUUCGCCGUUUUUAUAUCAAGAACCACCGCCACCAACCCACAAGAGGAUCAAUAUCCCGUCAUUAAUACCUGUCCAAACCCAGCUCAAUGACACUGCCGGCGUUCAUCAUCUCUCCGCCACCGCUCUCCUUCAAAAGGCGGCCACCCUUGGUGCACAUUCUGUUGGUCACGUCAACUCUGCUAUGACUCAGCUCGACAUGAGCACCAUUGGUCACGUCACCAAUGGAAUCCCGCCUGAGUACUCGGGCUUCACCACCUCCGCAAAUCUUGCUGCGUGGCAAAAAAGUGACCGUCUCACCAGGGAUUUUCUUGGCUUGACCGGUGAUCACCAGUCAUGUGGCGGCGGCGGCGGCGGUUCUGUCAACGGGAAUGGAAAUGGGAAUAUUGACGUUAAUGUUAACGUGAAUAUGAGAGGUGUGCUAUCAUUCACCGGGAGCGUGGAGUUCCCGGCCACUUAUGAGCGUGACCUUUCACUGCUGAAGCACCAGAGCUUUGGUUUUGCUGAGCCUGCAGCCUCGGAAGCUUGGAGAAAUUGUUCAAGAGUUUGAUGCAGGUCUCGACAGAUUAUGGCGAUGUGCUUUGCAAUCAACAAGUGAAAAAUUAUUGCUUUAUGCAUUUAUUUUCCCUUUUUUUUGUUCUUUUGGGUCUUGGCCUUGGCGGAAAAUGCUUAUAUAUUUGUUCCUAGGUUUAUUCUGACAUUUUGCUUAUGAGGUCAUGACUUCUUCUUGUUCUUAUGUUAAACCUUCCGGGUCUUUUAUCCUACGUCAACCU